CAGAGGCUGAACUUUUGGGGAACUUUCUUAUUCUUAAGGAGAAGUGCUUGAACGUUGGUUGAAGACGAAGGACAGGGUGUUUGUUCUCGUGUUCAUAACCUUUGCGCCACCACAAUGCAUCUGGUUUCAACCCAGCAACAAGCCACAUUGGCGAUCCUCAACCUACUCCUUCUACACAUGCCACUUCUACACUGCGCCUCGCAGAGUGCUGGCGUUUCUUCCAGGGAGUCCCCGAAGGGUCAAGAUUCUCAAGUACCUCCGUCAAUGUGCCAGUACAUGCUUCGUGGGGAGACAGGUCCUUAUGGGCCCCCUGGACUACCGGGUAUACAAGGGCCGGCUGGGAUGCCAGGAAACCAUGGAAACAACGGGAACAACGGUCUGACGGGUCGGCCUGGACCAAAGGGUGAUCAAGGAUCUCCAGGAGAAGUGGGUACUUAUGGCCCCGCUGGGCAAAUAGGCCCAAUUGGUCCCCAAGGUCCAACAGGGAAAGCAGGUAUACCCGGAACAGCUGGAGUUGCUGGUGCAACCGGAGCCAGAGGUCAGCGUGGGACAUCUGGGGCACCGGGUGUAAAGGGCGAAAAGGGCGACAGUGGGUCAGGGAUCGAGUCCCGACAGAUAUUGUCGAGAGCCGGUCGUCGGAAAAUCGCCUUCUCCGUGGCUUCAUCCAACACCAUGACGGCACCAGCUGAGGACGCUAUCAUCCAGUUCGAUCACGUCUUCACACUCCACGGGAAUGAGUUUGACCCGGAUACGGGGAAAUUCACCUGCCAGGUCAACGGGACAUACUACUUUGUCGUGCACGCUAAUAAAUGGACCAAUUCACGUAAUCUACACAUCAAACUGAUGAAGAACGGGAUUUUGAUGACGGCGCUGUACGAGGAUGCUGGGUACGAUUAUUACGAUGCGGCUAGCAACAGCAUCCUUCUGGAUCUGACGCACGGAGAUCGAGUUUGGCUACAGCUCCACAGCGGAAGUGAGGUCUACAGUGGAUUGACCAGAAUGACCACCUUCUCUGGGUGGCUCGUCUUUGAGGACUAAGUUUGUUCGUUUGAUUGUUUGUUUAUUUUGAAAUACCACAACUUAACAAAUUCCAUCAAAAAAAGAACUUGAUACAAAAUGGUACCAAUGGAAGGUACCAGUUGACUCUUAUCAUUGCUUGUAAUAAGGGAUUGAUUGGGGGUCGUUCUGAACUUCUUCUUGAUCGUAAAUUUAUUCCAUACUGAUAUUAUAAUAAUAUAAAUAUUUAUAGGCAAAUUUACAUUUUUUAAAAGUUGUUCUUCCCAUCAAGGAAACUCGGCUCAUUUUACACUACCAGAUUCAGAAUGAAGCAUUAAGAGAAGAUCUUUCUCAUUUGUCAUUUGUUACCUUUUUAGGAUGUUUUCUUAAAUAUUGCAUUUGUAUUAUUGUAUUCUAUACCACAUGUUCUAGA
Asterias rubens (European starfish) is the source of this 1429-nucleotide messenger RNA. Its product is annotated as complement C1q and tumor necrosis factor-related protein 9B-like. The record is from RefSeq and is a predicted model, not a curated record. The coding region runs from base 115 to 1038 and encodes 307 amino acids. The transcript is spliced from 3 exons. Lineage: Eukaryota; Metazoa; Echinodermata; Asteroidea; Forcipulatida; Asteriidae. Gene Ontology annotation, molecular function: protein binding.